Tribolium castaneum (red flour beetle) is the source of this 2921-nucleotide messenger RNA. RefSeq names its product Menage a trois 1 (gene Mat1). The transcript has a single exon. Gene Ontology annotation, cellular component: transcription factor TFIIH holo complex. Gene Ontology annotation, biological process: nucleotide-excision repair; regulation of transcription by RNA polymerase II; positive regulation of cyclin-dependent protein serine/threonine kinase activity. Bases 119 to 1066 code for a protein of 315 amino acids. Lineage: Eukaryota; Metazoa; Arthropoda; Insecta; Coleoptera; Tenebrionidae. Gene Ontology annotation, molecular function: cyclin-dependent protein serine/threonine kinase activator activity. The record is from RefSeq and is a predicted model, not a curated record.
CGGUAAUUUUACUUCCGAAUAUUAAAUAACGUGGUAACAGCAAUGUGUGUGACAGCCGGCAAGUAAGGUUAUGUGCUCCUGUUGAUGUGCGAAAAAGUUGCCCCCUUUUCCUUGCACGAUGGAGGACUUUACGUGCCCGCGAUGCAAGACCUCAAAGUUCCAAAACCCAUCACUCAAAAUGAUGGUAAACGUGUGCGGCCACGGGCUGUGCGAAAGCUGCGUGGACUUGCUGUUCCUCAAAGGCUCCGGGAGCUGUCCCGAGUGCCGCAUUCCACUCCGGCGCAACAACUUCCGCGUCCAGUUAUUCGAGGAUGCCUCAGUUGAAAAAGAGGUGGAUAUUCGCAAACGCGUCUUGCGCGAUUUCAACAAAAAAGAGGAGGAUUUUAAUUCGCUGGCUGAGUUCAACGAUUAUUUGGAGGAAGUCGAGACGAUCAUUUACAACCUGACGAAUAACAUCGACGUGGUUAACACGAACAAAAAGAUUGAGCAAUACAAACGCGACAAUCGCGAACAAAUAAUGAAAAAUAAAGGCAAACUGGGGAGAGAAGAGUACGAGCUGGAGGAACUCUUAGAGUUGGAGAAACAGCAGCAAGAGAUGCGUAAGCAGGAGAUAAUUAUUGAGGAAACUGAAAGUAAGAAGAAGAAGAUUCGGGAGAAGGAAGCGCUAAUUGAUGAGUUGAUGUUUUCGAGUGAAAAUGCUAAAAACAUUGUCGAAACGUUUGCCCAACAAGCCAAGGAGGCCAAAGAGGAGGAGGCUAAGGCGGCGCCUGCCAAAAAGACGCACUUUUCAACAGGGAUUCAAAUUGGGCGGCAGACACAAAGCUCAUUUUUGCCUGUUCCCAUCGAAGAGGGCCCCUUAUUUGUUUAUAAACCUUUGGUUUUGCAAACCGAUGGCCCCAAAUUGCCAACAGAUGAAGAAAUCGCCAGUAUGGGGUACACGAACCAUGUACGGGCAGAAAACGAGCAAGAGAGAGCUGGCGGUUUCAGGUCCAAUAUUGCGUGUGUUAGGGCUCUGCAAGAUGCCUUCUCGGGGCUGUAUCAUGUAAGGAAAGCGCCGGUGCAUUAAUUUAUUGACGUGUUGGAGAAUAAAGAUAUUUUUUGUACAUUAAAACAUUUAUUUUGUUAAAAUAGAACACACAAAUCUAAAAUUUAUAACUAGAAAGUGUGCCCGCGAUAAAUAGCACCGUUGAUUACAUCUAAUUGUACUUGCGAUAAACCUGUUAAACUAAGCAAUCAAUAAGGGGGCUAUUUUGGUAAGUUUGAAAUAAACCAAACGUUUGUUUAGUGUAAAAAUAUGAGUCAAGUCUAUUACCGCCUAACUAAAUAUCAUUAGUAACUCGCUUAUUAGAUGUAAUUGACACUCUGUUAAAUCAAUUCUGCCUAUUAAAACAUCAAAUGGCAGUGUUCAUGGGAAUUACAUAAUGUAAAUAUCAUCUCACGUGAUGUACUGAAAAUUAUUUCGGUUGAAAUAAUUUUAUCGAGAUCUCUAAAUGAACAAUCAGGCAAUCUUAUUUGUCUCAAAGAAUCCAUAAAACUAUUCUAGCUACUAGUAGCCUAGAAAAAUAUAAUUUAUAUAAAAAUAAAAUUGGUGUUUUUCACUCUCUAUUUGGUAGACAAUAACUUAUAUACAAAAAAAGCUUGAGUCAUAUUCAUAUAAGUCUGCCUCUCUUUAUAGCUACAUAUUAUAUACAAUAUUUAUAGAGCUUGACGGCUAAAAUCAGACAAACAAGGGGUCAACGAAAAUUCAAUACGCACUAAGGGUGUGGUCACUGGAGUUUUGAUUAGUGUAAAAAGGAUUUUGAUUGGGAAACUUCACUGGGAAAACGCCAAAUGUCCCCCUGUUUAUCUGUAGAAGAACACAAGACCGUGCAGAUAUGUCCUAACAGCGUAAUUACGUUUAAAUAUCAUAAAACCUUAGUGAUGUGUACAUAAAAAUAAGCGUCUAGCGUGCGCGUUCACAGCAUGCAGCAUUUUUUCUUGUUCCUUUUCAUGUAGCCGGUCUUUAGAGGCGGUCUUUCCGAUAACUGGAAUUUUCGCACAACGCGGACCAGUUCGUAGAAGGCAUUAUCCACAUUCAUCCUCAUUUUGGCACUGCAUUCAAUGUACGGGAUUUUUAAUUGUCUGGCCAGCUGCUGCGCCUCCUCUUGCCAAACGACUCGCUGGUGCUCCAGAUCCACCUAAACGGAACUGUUUACAAAGGACGGAAAAUAGAUUAGGGUCAAGGAAUUACCUUGUUUCCCACCAUCAGCAUGGGGAACUCGUCGCGGUCCUUCACUCUAAGGAUCUGUUUGUGGAAUUUGUACACUUCCUCGAAGCUGGACCUUUCUGUUACUGAAAAGACGAGCAAGAAGCCUUCACCCGAUCUCAUGUAUUGUUCCCGCAUGGCGCUGAAUUCCUCCUGACCGGCGGUGUCCAAAACUGCAAUUUUGGCGGGUUAGCCUUGGGCUAUUUUGGGGCUUGGGAGUAAACAUUGGGGCGCUACUUACUGUCUAGUUUUGCGGGGAUAUCGUCGAUGACACAUUGUUUGGUGUAAGAGUCCUCAAUGGUGGGGUCGUAGUCGGUAACGAAGUAGCUCUGGAAUUUCGUUUUGAAACUUGUCACAAAAGUGUAGGAUAAAUUACAAGGUUAAACACACUUCACUCCAUAUAAAGGAAAAUGUAAUUAGGGACAAUAACACCUGACGAUUUUCAUACGCUAGAUUAAUGAAACCAGCCCUUUUCAACAACGGAAAACAUGCAAAAUUGACGGUGUUUGCAUAAUUACCUGGAUAAAUUGCAAAGUUAUUGCGGACUUUCCGACACCACCUCCACCCACAAUAACCAAUUUGUACGUCUGAUAACUGUUGGGCCUGUCCGUUACCUUAGACAUUUUAAUUUCCUUUUUCAAAUUAAAACUAAUUUACGACGACUUUACUCAACUAC